GUACAUCUGCGAUGCUACGUGCGAUUUUACUUGGGAAUGAUCGCUCAGAGAAACUAUGGAAAAAACAACCAUGCGCUUCACUUUGUUUCUACCGGGCACACCCAACCCUACUCUAGUCUCCGCCUCGCUUCCUGAACAAGUAGACGGUGGGCGUAUUGGAUCCACUGACGAAAAGUCAGGCGGGCAGGUCUUUCUAGGUGGAGCCAUCAAAUCUGUUUUCCAUUCCGCGUUUUCCAACUCAGCAUACUAAGUUAGACCCAACUAGCGUUAACCUCCAGUUCCUGGUUUUGCAGGCGGCUUACAGCUGCUUAGCGCAUCUGGUCCGCCGCGCCUUCUCUCUUCUCCUCCUCCUCCUCUUAGCGUAGGCAUACCAUAGCUGCUAGUACCCAAGAAGCUGCCAUGUCCGGAGAAGAAACUGCCGGGGAAGAUGCGGGAGCCCCUCAACCCAGCACUGUUGCUCCUCCAGCGGAGCAGCAGCAGAACGAAGCAGCAGUGGCGGAGGCACCAGCGACUGGCGAGGAGGGAAAGGCUGCUGCGGGGACGUCGGAGGAGGCUCCCGCAGUUUCUACCAGUACCGCUGCUGCUGGUCGCCAGUAUAGGGCACUGGUGCUCACCGGCUUUGGUGGUUACGAGAAAGUGAAAAUGCAGAUUCGGCAGCUGCCUCAAGCGGAACCCAGUCCGGGCGCUGGCCAAAUUUGCGUGCAGGUCCGGGCCUGUGGGCUCAACUUUGCUGACCUGCUGGCUCGCCAAGGGGUCUACGACAGGCUUCCCUCGCCCCCCGUUAGCCCUGGCAUGGAGGCGGCGGGAAUCGUCCUGGCCGUGGGCGAGGGCGUCUCCAGCCCAAAGGUUGGUGAUAAGGUGAUGAUUAUGGCCCGGUCAGGUCUCUGGCAAGAAAUUGUGACAGUUCAAGCCAAUCAGACUUUUCUCAUGCCGGAAGGUAUGAGCUUUGAGGAAGCAGCUGCCUUUCUGGUCAAUUACAUCACUGCCUACAUGGUUCUCUUUGAUUUUGGCAACCUGCGCCCUGACCAGAGUGUCCUUGUCCACAUGGCAGCAGGUGGUGUGGGAACUGCAGCCGUCCAGCUCUGCAAAACUGUGGAAAAUGUCACCAUUUUUGGCACAGCAUCUGCCUCCAAGCAUGAGGCCCUCAAAGAAAAUGGGGUGACUCACCCGAUUGAUUACCGGGCAGCUGAUUAUGUGGCUGAAGUCCGGAAAAUUUCUCCCAAAGGUGUAGAUGUUGUUUUGGACCCCUUAGGAGGUUCAGAUACCACAAAAGGCUUUCAUCUCCUGAAACCAAUGGGCAAACUAGUCAGUUAUGGUGUAGCCAACUUGCUAACAGGACAGAGGAAGAACCUGAUGGCUAUGGCAAAGACCUGGUGGAAUCAGUUUAGCAUCAAUGCCUUGCAGCUGCUUCAUCUCAACAAAGCAGUUUGUGGCUAUCACUUGGGCUACCUUGAGGAGGAAGUGGAGCUUUUAACUGCUGUGGUGACCAAGCUAAUUGCUCUCUACAAUCAGGGCAAAAUCAAACCAAAGGUGGAUUCUGUUUGGCCCUUUGAACAGGUGGUUGAUGCCAUGAAGCAGAUGCAAGAGAAGAAGAAUGUUGGGAAAGUUGUCUUGGUUCCUGAAGCUCCACCGAAAGAUGAAAACAAGAAAAUAGAGAAUUAAAGCAAGGGGCAUGGGUGAACUAUUUGACCUCAGGUUGAUUUUGGGGGACUUUUUUUUAACUGCCUCCCCUCCACCCCCACAUCUGACCCCUGAGGGAAGUAGAAAUGGACAGGUCUCUCACUGCUGUUAAUGGAAUAAGUGACAUCAGGACUGAGGAAAAAAAAGUCUUUUCUUGUGGUUAGUUGGCCGUUUAAAGUUGAGGAAAUCUUCUGAGUUUCAUAAAAUCUUUUACAGAGUGGAACUUAAAAGAUUGCCACAUCCCUGUGAAAUUAUUGGUUGGUCUACUUUAAAAAAGAAAUCCAGCACUUCUUUUGCAAUCUUGAUAUUUUGCUCUUAAAGGAACCAUAUAGAGAAUUAUCUGAAGUGAAAAGAAUACAAGGCAAAACCUAUCCAUUGGCAACGCCUUUGAUUUCUUGAUCUUACAUUUUUGAACACACUGUUCAAAAAUUCCUAGAUAUGUUAUUUGUCUCAAUGACAUCUUCUGUCCUUAGCCAUCCUUAGCUCACCUCUGAAUACUUAAUGAUUAGUAAGUUUAGAGAUCGUAAAACACCCAUGGUUUUAGCAGCUAUUGGCAGUUGACAGUUUCCAUAGAAACAAAUCUUUGAAUCUGCUACUUUGGAAGGGCACAUUUAACAAACAGAACACACUAGAUAUCUUUGCAGCUGGAGGGAGAUGUGAGGAAGAAAUUUUUGCCUCUGGGGUAUUAAUUUACCUUAGUGCAACAAAGCUACCAUAGCUUGCUGCAAUAUGAAAGUCCUCUGUGCUAUCUAGGCAAAGCUCAUAUAUCUUCUUCUUUUUUUGCCAAAAUCUACUAUGGAGAAUGCAAGUAUGAAAAAUCAAGGAAUUGCCAGUAAAGAAACUGCAAGAUUCCAAGUAUGGCUUGUUUUAGAGAGAAGUACUGACUUUCCAUUUAAAAUGGGUUAUGUAGACAGACAUUUAUUUAACAGUACUAAACAGCUGAUUAGCCUGUAAUCUCAAAAUAGUAAUUUCAUGUUUAUCAUCUCUGGCUUGUGGCUUGAUAUCAAGCUGUUCUAAGGAUUAACUAUAUAAAAAAAUAGAUGUUCUCAGUCAAAGAUACGAGAAAUACUUUAAUAACAUUAUUCCCUCUUACAAUUGUUGUUUAACUUCAAGACCCAAAAUAUUUAGAUGUGCAUUGUGCCUGUGAUUUGCAAGUUACACUAAGGAUGAGCCUAGUUUAUGCUAAAGACUCGCUGCAAAUUAAAUAUUCUCUUAAUAUUUUUAUGCUGUAGAGGAAGGGCAACAGGACCAAUUUUGUACAAGAAACAGAUUGGGCAGGAAAUAGUAACAGAUUUUUACAUUUGUAAGAUUCUGACUUGACUUGAAAAAAAAUCAAUUGGUCACUUUGGUAAUGUAUCUGGAACUAUUUCUGCUGAAGACCUUUUUUGUUGUUGAACAGAUUAAGUUUGUCUGAUCCUUUUUCAUUCACCACCAUUUCUGAAAGCUCUUCCUUGAAAAUCUUCAGAGGGUUUUUGUGUAUGUAUGUCAGUAAAUAGUUUUGCUAUUUUAGGAAUUUGAUCCUCAGAGUAUUUCUCAGCACUUUGAAUUAUCCAUUUCUAAAAUUCCUCCUCUUUCCAGGAGUUUUGCCAAUCUGCUUUGGAUAAAGCUAUUAUCCUUCAUAUUCCAGUAAACAAAAUAUCCAAGAAAAGACAAGGGUCCCAAGUUGCUUCCUCAAAGUGUUCUCAAUUAGUUAUAGCAGAAAAAAUCCUAAAUUUAAUAUUCUGUCUUUUAUUGGCCCAGGAAAAAAUAUUUUCAGUAGAUUGUAUCAGUUAAGCAUCUUUCUUUCUGGCAAUUCUUUUUCUUUCACCCAUCUGAAAGCCAUCUAUGAAAAUGUUAAGACCACCUUCAAUCCCCACACAAAAUAUAUAUUUGUGAGGGGUCCUUGGUGCUUUCUAAGCUCACCUGCUUUCUUGCAAAUGCCUCAUUACCUUAACUAGGUAAGCUAGCACUGAUAAUGUAACCUAGUUAGGGUAAUGAAUCAUCUGCAAGAACAUAAGGAAGCUCAGAGAGCACCAAGGACCCCGCAUUUCAACCCUGAGCUACAAAUAUUCUGCUUUAUUAACAUAUUCGUGAGAAUGGAAACCAUCUUUGAUGUCCUUUUAGCCAAUCAGCCCUUGAUUAUUCAUGUUACUUAGGGGGAUCCUCAGCUUACAAUCUUUUGCAGGCCUAUGUUUAUUUAGCAUGUCUGUUUUGUGAACAGAACAUUUUCACAAUUCUUGCACAAAGCUUUUCAAUCCUUAGUACUGCAUGGGGGGGGGGGAUUCAUUUAAAAAAGCAAAUGAAAUGGAACCUCGUAACUUCAAUGUAAUAUAAAUAUUUUCUCUUCUUUCUCAAACAUCCAAUUGCGGAAUUAGUUGCCAUCUUGUGAUUAUGGAAACAAUAAGACAAUAUAUUUGUAAAACUUCAACUUGAGAAGGCUAUUUUAAGACAGCUGUCUUCCUUAUACAACCCUGUUAGCCAUUAUAAUGAGGAACACAAGAAAGGAGGCAUCUAGUGCAAUCACUGUGGAGAAAAUCUGGCUUGGAAUGCCAGACAUCCAUUGGAUAGUUCUAAGCAAAAGAUGGAAGUUCUGGAAAUGAUUAUUCUUGCUGUGGAUCAUUCCUUUCAUUAUUUUGUAUAUAUUAAUGUUUUGAAAUUGGUAAGUACAUCAUUUCUAUAAGCUCAAUCAAAGGCUACCAAGCAUUUUUAAACAUUAUUUAAUCUGCCAUGUUCUUACUGAAAUAUAAUACUGUACAGAAUACCAAUUCGUGGGAUCCCCAAACUGAGAGGAACCAAAAGAUCAGUUCCUUCAAGGAACCAAUGCUCAAUGCUAGAGCACAUAAUUCUUGUGUAGGUAAUUCCAAAUCCAAGCCAUGCUAGAUAAAGUUAGGAGAGUUGGAAAAAUGUUGGCCCAAGAACUUUCAAUGGUUUUUAAUAGUUUAAUGUAGUGUAAGGCAGAUUCCUAGAAUUUUCAUACCUUACGGAAGGACAGCUGGCUAGUCAUGAGACUCAUCAAAUGCAACUUUUCUAGUUUGAAGGCCUUCAGAGAUAUUGAACUUCAACUUUCAGCAUUUCCAGCCGAGGGAAUUUCCAGCUUCCAUAUCUAAAGGGCGUCAGAAGGGGAAAAUGCAGAGAUCUGAUCUGAUAUGCAGGAGAUUCGAUAGAUAUUGGAGACUAGCCUAGAGCAUAAAGCUGUAGCUCUAAUUAUCUGAUGUGGCCUUUCUUCUGCCACUUAUUUUAUACAUAUAUCCUCAUAUCUCUUGAUAUUUUUUACCAUUUCCUAGGACCUACCAAGGUGCAAUUUUUUAAACUUCUGGCUUAAGAUUAUAGGCCAACAGGAGUUUACAGAUCCCAAUUGUAUGAUCAAAAGAGAAAAUGAGUUUCAGGUUUUCUGUUGUUUUAAGCACAACAAGGGGAAAAAAGUCUUGCAUGAUCAGCUGUGGUCUCUCAAGCUUUUACGAAAUAAUGGGGGAAAAGGGUGGGGUGGGGAGAGAAUCUCUUGUAAAAUUUUGUGGGUUUAGUUGUUGGUUUUUUUCUCUCUCUCAUGCCUUCCUUCUUGCUGCUGCCGGUGCCUUAUUUGGGAUGGCAUUCCAAAACAUUUCUAACCUCAUCAUUGUAAAACUGCAAGGAAUAGCCUUGCCUUUAAAAGAACUUCUAUGCUGCAUUGUUAUUCCCAAUUUAUUGUGCCUUGUUCCAAACAGUGAGUAAGGUCUAAUUCAAGAAGCCUUUGCCAAUGUUGACUUGUUAAAAAAGAAUGCCCCAUCCCAAGGAAACAGUUUGAAAUGUAUGUAUGGCUUCUGUUCCUUAAUCAAUGAGGACACUUACAUAAUAGGAUGAGUUGUUACAGAAAUGCAUAAAUGUUGAUGUUAUUAUUAACAGAUAGCAUGAAUUCUCCUAGAUAUAUCCAUCCUUCUUUAUGAGAGUCAUCAGAUAUUUUUUGCAAAAUACCGUGGAAGUGUGGUUCAAGUCUCCUGACCAGCAUUUCUGAACCUUAUUUUAAAUUGAGUAGAUGUAGCUUAAUGAACCUCUGUCACAUAAUAAAUAUGGAGAAUCUGAAUUCUGUUAAUAGUAUAAUUUGUGGAGCUUCCCAUAGGUUGAGAGAGAACCGACUGUUCCCUGUAGUGCCUUUGGGAAGAGAUGGGCUAAGUUCAGCUUUCCAUGUAUUCCCAAAGGCACCACAGAGGGAAAACUAUUUUUAACCUAAAGCAGCAGCAAGCGAAGUCCUGCUCCCUUCCUGCAACCUUGCUCUCUCAUGCUGGAAUCUGACAGUUUUUAAAUGUUCUUCCGGAACAGAAGAGAUCUUUAUCUUUGUGCUAAAAUAGAUUUGUCUUACUACUACUCAGCUGUAGUUCUUUUAUACAGAAAACAUCCAAUUUUAAAGCACUAUAACUAUACUCUUCGUUGCCUUGCUGAUUAAUACUGUAAUCUUGAAUUUUUUAUCAUCUCUUUUAUUUUGCAGCUUGACUGCGUGUGUCUAUGUGAAGUGCACCCAUGUAUGUAUUUCAGACAAUUAUUUUAUGAGCCAUUUGUAAUAAUAAAGCCUUUGACCACCUCUCCCUCACUUUAAAAUUAAAAUGACUUGUCUUAACUAGUUAAAACAGUGUGCUUAACUUCAAAGUUUAAAAUGUGCAGGGGGGAUGUGUGAGAGGAGAAAUAGGAUAUUUUCUAUUGUGAUAAAUGUUGUCCAUAAAACAAAUACAAGGACAUUUAUCACAAGAAUCCUUUAUUGAUACUUGUUCUUGCAGAGUUCAGGAUAGUUCAAGAUUUUAUCACAAAACUCCAAAAUGAAGAUGCCUAGAUUGCCAUGGAUGUAGGGUUGAUAGAGCAGUUUAAUUGGAAAAAAGUGCCAUAUUUCCUGCUCAGUGAGCAACAUGUAGCCUGAACAUUAUUGAAGGCCCAAAGA
Messenger RNA from Pseudonaja textilis, 6562 nucleotides. RefSeq names its product vesicle amine transport 1 (gene VAT1). Gene Ontology annotation, biological process: negative regulation of mitochondrial fusion. The record is from RefSeq and is a predicted model, not a curated record. Gene Ontology annotation, cellular component: mitochondrial outer membrane. Lineage: Eukaryota; Metazoa; Chordata; Lepidosauria; Squamata; Elapidae. Gene Ontology annotation, molecular function: oxidoreductase activity; zinc ion binding.